Triplophysa rosa is the source of this 3759-nucleotide messenger RNA. It is a transcript of the gene dcp1a, whose product is annotated as decapping mRNA 1A. The transcript has 10 exons. Gene Ontology annotation, cellular component: P-body. Lineage: Eukaryota; Metazoa; Chordata; Actinopteri; Cypriniformes; Nemacheilidae. Gene Ontology annotation, molecular function: enzyme activator activity; mRNA binding. The record is from RefSeq and is a predicted model, not a curated record. Gene Ontology annotation, biological process: deadenylation-dependent decapping of nuclear-transcribed mRNA; positive regulation of catalytic activity; deadenylation-independent decapping of nuclear-transcribed mRNA. Bases 47 to 1390 code for a protein of 447 amino acids.
AGGCAGUAAGCGGAAGUGUCCGUCUUGUAAUGUGUUCCGUGUAAAGAUGGAGUGUGUGAAUAAAGCGGGUCAGAUGAUGAGUCUGGCGGCUCUGCAGCAGUAUGAUCCCUAUAUAAUGAAACUGCUGGAUGUUACCGGACAGGUCGCGCUUUACACCUUCAACUCUAAAGCGAAUGAAUGGGAGAAGACCGAGAUUGAAGGCACACUGUUUGUUUAUGCCAGGUCGGCAUCCCCCCAUCAUGGCUUUACAAUCAUGAAUCGGUUAAGUACUGAAAAUUUAGUUGAGCCGAUCAAUAAAGACCUGGAAUUUCAGCUCCAGGACCCGUUUCUGCUGUACCGCAAUGGAAACUUGGGUAUUUACAGUAUCUGGUUUUAUGAUAAGACGGACUGUCAACGGAUUGCCCAGCUCAUGCUGCAGAUUGUAAAGAAGGAGGCGCUGCGAGCGCAGCAGCAGCAGCAGCAGGUGUCUCCGGACAACAGGACGAACGGUUGUGUUCAGAGCAGACCUACAGAUAUACUGGAGCUGCUGAGCAAAGCCAAAGAAGAAUAUCAGAGGGUAUCGCAUCAAAGACACGCAUCGUCAAUAAAUCAUCCUUGCAUUAGUCAGUGGAUGGAAAGAGAUGAUGCUCAGAGUCAGGAGAAGAGAGAGGACGUCACAGAGCGACAGGAGAUGUGUGGUCACUCAGUAGUGAAGCAGAUCACCGUAGAGGAACUUUUCGGAAGCUCUUUGCCCAAAGAAACGCCCUCUAAUCCAACCCCGUCAGAAAGCACACGCGCUCUGACGUUCACCCCUCGCCUCUCUGCUGACCCGGGAGGCACGACGCUGGUCUCUCUGCUCCAGGGGGCCAGCACCAGGGACCCCCAACACCCCAUCACCCCCAAAGCAACUGCAUUGAACGCGGAGGGGUCCUGCGGUCUGGUCCUGCGUCCGCUCCCUCCUGCGCUUCUGAAUCCGCUCACGGAUCGGGACGAGAUGCCCAGCUCGUUAGUCACCCCUCAGUCUUUCAUAGACUUGGGCUGCAAACUUUCACCGUCCUUCACAGGAAAGAGCGCAGCUCCUACGCAGAGUAAAGAGCUGACCACCCAAGCUCUGGUGAAACCCAUUCCUGCGGUGCCAGUCGUCCAGGGGGAGGAGUCUUCGCUGCUGCUGUCCCCCAGUGUGUUCCAGCAUUGCGUUGCCAAGACAACAGAUCCCCCCAGAAUCCCUCCAUCCCCCCCGUCGCCCACCACCUCCUUAACGACGGCAGAUUUCCCCUCAGUACUGUGCAGUCGCGCUCAGCUGCAGGAGACGCUCGUGCAUCUGAUCAAGAACGACGCUCGUUUCCUCGCUGCAAUCCACGAGGCUUUCGUCCAAACCCUGACUAAAGGUGUCAACAACGUCAAGUUAUAGCCCCAAUCUCCCACUCGAGCCUCCUGUGAACUUUCAUCUCUGAUGCUUGACCCUUCGUGCUCUCUAUGAACAUCAGCCAAUUCUUGAGCUUUGCUUCAUCUCAAGAACAAAUAUUUUGUGCAUUACAAAACCAUUGUCUUCAUGGAGAAUUGCUUCUCAUGUUCGACUUUGGGAUCUCAUGUCAUAUGUCAUAGAUCUUAAUCCAGGGUCUAAACAUUUCUAGUGGUUUUUUUUUUUUUAGAUUGUUUGUUUUCUUACAAACAUAGCUCUUUUUUUUUUUUUGACGAGAUGAAUUGGUGAAGAACAGUUAUUUACUCUUUAUUAGCACCGGUGUGUACAGUAAUGCUUAUUGUGAGCAAAAUUAAAUAUUAAGUGCUUUAUUUAAAGAGACCAAUGUAAAGAAAUAACAGUAAAAGCGAUUACCAUGUAAACUACAGUAGGAACUCAUUAUGAAUUCUAACAGAAUUCUAGUCAACGGUGUAAAUAACAGCGUCAUUUCAAAUAUCUUGUGCUACAGUAUAGUUUGUCAGACACUAUUUCAUUACUACAACUGAAGAUCAAAUCGUUUUUUUCUAUGCUGCAAUACACAAGGCUUACGUACUCACUGUAUGUGUACUAAAAAAAGAAGAAAAAAAACUUGCAAAAUGAAUUGAACUCAUUUUUUGUAUCAAUUGGAAGAAUUUAAGGCUCAUAACAGUUAGCAUACGUUUAAAUUGCAGCCGGGUUUCAAUACUGCCCUAUUUUCAUUGCUGUGUCACUGUCGAGUCUUUGCAAGUGUUGGCACCCUGUUGUGUUUGCUCAGUAUUCAUUUUCUUUUUCUGUCCUAAAAGUGUUUUGCUGUCAGACCUGGUAGGAUGGUCCUAAAAGCACCUUGUUACUCACACACCUGUCAGACACCGGGAGGACCUAUAAUUAGGUCAUUUCUGCAAAUUAAAUCUUUGUCAUAGUUUUUGCACAUAGUGCGUGCAAACUGAUUUGUAAGUAGGUGUAAAAGACUCAAAUAAAAACAAAAAAUUCACUUUGAGCAGAAAAUGUGACAUGUAGUGAUUGCCCUUGAUUGCUGUUUGCAGCUUUAUUUUCAUUUUCAUUUUCAAUGUUUAAUCAAUAUUUUAUGCAAUAAGAACACAUGAUCCUAUGAUUGUACAAUGUACUAAUAUUCAUUAAAUAGACAUGAAAUCCAAAACUGAGUUCAGAUUUAUUUAUACAAACGUAUUAUGGCAAGAACACAUUCAAAUAAAAUCUACAUUUGCAUUAUAAACAGCCACUUGAGGCCAUCAUUAUGAGGCAGUGCCUCCACCAGUGGUGGCCAAAAGUGAUCAAAUACUCGCUUUAAACACUCUCAGGUUAAAGCAUACAGUAGGUGUAUUGUGUAAAAUAGUGAAAACACUUAAUCUUUAAGGUGUUUAUUUGAUGCUUUAUUGAUGGGCGUGUUCUUUCUCAUGCUGGCUGGUUGAUGCGUGGGCAUGCUUUUCCGGGACAAUUAUCCAAUAAGGGACUAAGAACCCUUGUAACGAAACGGGAAAACAUGUUUCGAAAAAAACUUUCUGAAACCUGGCGGUAGCUCAGACGGGAGUCCCGCCCAUGGACUGUUGGCUAAACGUCUGAUGCAUUAGGCACAAUUUUCUGGAAACACUUUAGCACGUUCGAAGUCGUCAUCUGAUUGGUUGAAUUUCACAGGAUUUCCGGGAGACAUGCGUGUCGCGUUCUUUAACGGUCUGCCUGGAAACAACAGGAAGCCAUCUGAUCUAAAAAGUACGCUGUCAUGUUUACAACGGUUGCUAUAAGAAUUCAUCACGAUCGACUAAACGCUUGAUUCUUAAAAGUAUGCGAGGUUCACAGUAGGGCUGGGCGAUAUGGCAAAAAAGUAAACUCGAUAGUUUUUUUCUAUAUUGAUCGAUAACGAUAUAUAUUUAAUUAAAAACUGUAUUUAAAAGAAUCUAUUUUAAAUACAGUUUAUUAACAAAAGUUAACCUUUAACCAGUUAAAAUUCAAUUAAAUUAAUGCACUGUUGCAACACAGAGGCUAUUAGGCCAUAAACAACAUGUACCAGUUCAUUCAGUCUCAUUUUGACUCAAUUGACUCGUUAAGUAAAGGGAGUGUUCAUUCAGUACAUUCAACCAAUGAAAGGGCUCCGUUACUGUGUACAUUCGAACGCUAUUGGCUCAGCACCUGCGCACAUACAUAACGCUGCAAUAACGUCUUGCUCGAGUAGUGGGAUUCAUUCAAUGCAUUCAGUGAACCUUAGUCUUUCAAAAAGACAUCUCACAUAAACUAGUACAUUUCUUUAAUCAUGCAAGCAUCUUACACACAAGGUUCAAUAUUUUAAUGUGCACACAAACUCACUUCAUUACAUCUCUGAUCUGUACAGG